Adineta steineri is the source of this 1800-nucleotide messenger RNA. Lineage: Eukaryota; Metazoa; Rotifera; Eurotatoria; Adinetida; Adinetidae. The record is from the annotation of a GenBank genome assembly.
AUGAAUAGAAAUAGAAAUCAAUUAAAACGAAUACAUUCAAAAAAUAAUGAUAUCGAAUCACCAGCAAAAAGACAAUUUCGUAAUGAAACUGAAAAACGUCGUCGAGAUUUAUUUACACAAUUAAUAACAAGUUUAAAAGAUAUACUUUUAGUUAAAAAAUCAACUGAUACAAAUGAAGAAAAUACGAAGUUAGAUAAAGCUUCGAUUCUAUGUCAAGCUGCAACUUUUUUAGAACGACAUAAAGACGGUAAAACACAAUCAAAUAUAUUAAAAUAUAAAGUAAAGAAUAAUUUAGAUUUAACACAUGAGAUAAAAUUAGUCACACCAACUUUGCAAAGUCCUUCUUCUUCUUCAUUACCAAAUCCUAUUCUGGACUUUUGUUGGAAACCAUCAAGUGAUAUAAUUUCUAUUGAUGAAUGGUUACAGAUAGCUAUUGAAUCAAUGCAUUGUUUUUUUCUUGUUAUUAAAUUCGAUAUAAAUUUUGAUAAAAUAGUUUAUGUAUCAAAGAAUAUUAAUUCAUAUUUUGGUUAUUCACAAGAUGAACUUAUUAAUCAUUCAUUAUUUGAAUUUAUUCUUCCAUCAAAUCAUGAUCGAUUACUUGUCUAUCUUUUAAAUAAUCAUCAAGUCUUACAAACAUGUGAUAUAUCAUGGAAACGAGCAAUUGAUAAUGAUUAUGAACAAUGUACAUUGAUUGGUGCAUAUCGAACAAUUAAUGAAAAUCAAAAAUAUUUUAUGUCAAUCGUUAAAAUCAAUACAUUAGAUCGAAUGUUAAUGAUGAAUAUUGAUCAUCCAAUAAACGAAUUUGUAACCUAUUUGAAUAUUCAUGGAAAAUUUGUUUUUAUUGAUUCAAAAGCUAGACAAAUCCUUGGUUAUAGUUCAUUUGAAAUAGUUGGACGUACUUAUUUUGAUUUUGUUCAUCCAGAUGAUUUAAAUGUUAUUGUACGAGCUUAUAAACUAUGGAAAGAAACUGGAAGUGGAAAAAGUGAACCAUAUAGAUUUUUAACAAAAGGUGAACAAUGGAUUUUACUUCAAACAUCUUCCCAAGUACAUAUUAAUACAUGGACAGGAAAAGUCGAAAGUUAUAUUUGUACAACAUAUAUUGUUCAAUGUCAAUCAUUACAAAAACAAUUAUCGGAAAGACCAAUUACUACUCAAAUAGAUAAUUCAAAUAAGAUAAUAACUAAUACGAAUAUUGAAAGCGAUGUUAUUUUAAAUUCAGCUGAUAUGUUACUAUCGCCUCCAAUGAUAACAACAACAACAACAACAGUACAACCACCAUCAAUAGGAACAACAAUUUCAUCGAUAUUAAAUAAUCAAGACGGCAGUACUUCGUCUUCUGAAAAUGAAAUAACUUCGUUUUUAUCUCAUCUUCGAAAUGAUACUUAUCGAAAAACUAUCUUUGAAAAAUUAAUUGAAUGUCGAAAAAUAAAACAAAAUGAAAUUAAUAUUCGCCAAGAAGAAAUUCAAGUUAUUGAUGAUAUUCUACAAUUUGUUACUCAAUAUCAUACUAAACAUUCAAAUAAUCAAUUGACUUCAGAUGAAAUGGAAAAUCCAAAUGUAGAAGAUGUUGCUUUAAACAUAUUUGAUACAAAUAGUGAUUUAACUUUAUUUAAUAGUCCAAUAACAAAUACUGUUGAUCCAUAUUGCCUUCAGGUAGAUCCAAUAGAUCCAUUAUCAUCUUUAUUUUCUUCAUCUCCAACAAAACCAUUUUCAAAUCUAUCAACUACUAAUGAUCCAAUACAAGAUCUUGAAUAUUUAACAUCAACAACAAAUCCACCUGAAGAUGGAACAUUUUCAUAA